Molecule: messenger RNA, 648 nt
Organism: Pieris rapae (cabbage white)
Lineage: Eukaryota; Metazoa; Arthropoda; Insecta; Lepidoptera; Pieridae
Product: zinc finger BED domain-containing protein 4-like
Exons: 3
Coding region: 1-648 (215 amino acids)
Molecular function (GO): protein dimerization activity; DNA binding
Source: RefSeq, a predicted model, not a curated record
AUGUCUUCCACUGGUAAAACACCUAGAAACUCCUGGCGAAAAUAUUUAGUAAUAAAGAAGGAUAAUGCCACAGCAAAAUGUAAAUACUGUCCAAAAGAGUUAAAAACAUGUAGUAAUACUACAAACUUGAAACAGCACAUUGAAAGGAAACAUUCUGAUAUCUUACAAGCUGACGAGGAUUUACUCUCCGAAAUUAAUAAUCGAUUUCAAAAUUUAGAAAAGAGCCGUACCUUAACUAUCUCUACAUUUUUAGAUCCAAGAUAUAAAUUAUAUUUCCGAAAUGCAACCGUAGCAGAAAAUACUAAACAUCACGUUGUGGGUUUAGUAACAUCUAUGAUCCAACAAACAGAAACUAAUCAACCUACAACUACAGGCUCUGAAGCACCACAAGAUGUCCAAGAAAAAAAAUCAAAUAAUGACAGUGUGUUACCACAAGACAUGGACCCUUUGACAUGGUGGCGAGCUAACCAAGGUGUUUACCCUAACUUAGCCAAACUGGCCAAAUUAAAAUUAAACGCAAUGGCCACCAGCGUUCCAUGUGAACGGUUAUUUUCCGUUGCCGGAAAUAUAUUGACAGAAAGAAGAUCGCAGUUUGGUAGUCGAAAAGCCCAGCAAUUAAUAUUCCUGCAGCAAAAUAAAAACCACUAA